Messenger RNA from Selaginella moellendorffii, 684 nucleotides. RefSeq names its product extensin-2. Gene Ontology annotation, biological process: plant-type cell wall organization. The record is from RefSeq and is a predicted model, not a curated record. The transcript is spliced from 2 exons. NCBI's taxonomy places the organism in Eukaryota, Viridiplantae, Streptophyta, Lycopodiopsida, Selaginellales, Selaginellaceae. Gene Ontology annotation, molecular function: structural constituent of cell wall. The coding region runs from base 1 to 684 and encodes 227 amino acids.
AUGAGGACCUCUCAAGUACGAGGCCUCGGCCUCGUACCACUGCUUCUAAUGGUACUAGUAGCAAAUGCAUAUGACGUUGAUCCUCCAUCCCCGGACUACAAGUCUCCUCCUCCACCAAAAUACGAAUACAAGUCCCCUCCACCUCCAGAGUAUGAUCCAUCACCUGUGUAUGAGUACAAAUCGCCUCCACCCCCCAAGUACGAGUACAAAUCUCCACCUCCACCCCUGAAGUAUGAUCCAUCACCAGUGUAUGAGUACAAAUCGCCUCCACCACCGAAGUAUGAGUACAAAUCUCCACCUCCACCCCUCAAGUAUGAUCCAUCACCAGUGUACGAGUACAAAUCGCCUCCACCCCCCAAGUACGAGUACAAAUCUCCACCCCCACCCCCAAAGUAUGAUCCUUCACCGGUGUACGAGUACAAAUCCCCCCCUCCGCCGAAAUACGAAUACAAGUCCCCGCCACCACCACCAAAGUAUGAUCCAUCACCUGUGUAUGAGUAUAAGUCACCACCACCACCAAAAUACGAGUACAAGUCUCCACCUCCUCCUAAGUACGACCCUUCACCGGUGUAUGAGUACAAGUCUCCACCCCCACCAAAGUAUGAGUACAAGUCUCCACCUCCUCCCAAGUACGAUCCUUCACCGGUGUAUGAGUACAAGUCUCCACACCCACCAAAUUUUUGA